Molecule: messenger RNA, 8122 nt
Organism: Linum trigynum
Lineage: Eukaryota; Viridiplantae; Streptophyta; Magnoliopsida; Malpighiales; Linaceae
Source: the annotation of a GenBank genome assembly
AAACUUAUUCUUCAUUAUCCAAGACUUUUUUUUCUUCUUUUGAAAGAACCAUUAAUGUAGAUAUUUGGAAGGUCAUCUUCAUAUAAUUUACUUGUUUAUGAUGAGGCUCCUCAUGUUAAAACAUGCAAAGGAAUAUUGUGUUUCCUCAUAUAAAAUGAAUACAAUUGAAUUUAGACUAAUAAUUAAAUUUUUUUAUUAUUAUCAUAUGAUGUAUUGGGGCUCCUUUUACCCUAUAAAUACAUGUGCCCUCUUCCUCUAUAUUUCUUGUGCGCCUCUUUCUCCCUUCACAAUCACCUCCUUUACCCCUUCCCUAUUUGCCUAGGCUUUUCCUCCCACCAUAGCAAAAAGCUCUGUCUUUUCACGGCCAAGCUCUUGCUAUUAUCGGCAGAAAGUUGAAGGUCUCAAGGUAAUUAAUUAUAACUCUCAAGUCUACUUUGCCUAUCUUCUUCCUUGGACAGUUUUCUGUCCAUUUAUAUAAUCAUUUUGUGUUAGCGGUUCUGCUCAAAUUCAGCUCAUGUUACUGAUUUUGUUGUCCAUGUCUCUCUAUCUAGUAUCUAACCCAAUAAACCACUAAUCACAUAUGUAUCGAAAAAAGAAAACUUAGACGAAAGUGGAGAUUAUUGUUGAAUCAAAUCCAAUACUUAAAAACGAGAAAGUGUUAAGUUUACAUAACAGGCGAGUCAUCCAAAAUGUAUUUACUAAUCAACUAAUCACGGACAAACCCUUAUAACGAGAAACUUGGAUGUACCUUUUAAUAGACAUGCUAUACAUAAAAGAUGCACGACAUAGUACACAGAUGUAUAAGUGUAGACAAGCAUGAUCCAUGAACGUGUUCGUUACGAUGACAUAGAACGUGAACGAAUUUGCCACAAGAUCGAACAAAGUAAAUGAAUUUUAAAUAUACCACAUGAAUUAUUUUUUUGAUAUCCAUUGUCAUACAAAUGCGUAUCUGGAACUCUACAACAAGACGGAGCAACAAAGAAUCAUAUGGUUGAAUACGGAUACCACAUAAAGUGAGUCUUUUAGUUUCAAAGUCAUUAGUCUCCUUCUUUAAUUAGUAGUUACCAUGAUGCAUAUUCAUUUGUAUCAUAUUCCAUUAAAAUUACUCCGUUCAAAAAUCGAGCAUUUAACAGUCUAACUCUAAUCACAAAAGGUAGAAAACUUAGUUUGAAUACAUGUUACCCUUAAAACUUUUUGGCAUCAACUGUUCACUAAAAUCUUCCCUUUUUUGGGUGAAAAUAUUGCCUCAAAAUCUUCGGUGGUACAUAAGAGAACACAGUUUAACAUCUUACGAUGACCUAACGAACCAUUCGAUUUCAGGAGACAAGAGGAUUAGCAAAAGGAUUGGAGUAGAGAGAGUACAAGUAGCCAGCAGCUAGCCUAUCAUUCCAGUCUCACACAACGCCGGAAUUCCAUGGUCGAGAAGGUGGAUUCGAGGAGCAAUAUGAACCAUCAGGUAAGUAAAAGAAAGGAGACAACUAUCUAUAUCUUUUUGCAUAUGCUCCCUCUUCGUGCUCUCAACUCACACACUCUCUCUCUCUCUCUCUCUUUCAUUCUGAGUACCUAUAUCAACUAUGUACAUUGCACCAUAUGUAUGGAUCUCCUAACAACACACCCCAUGUGGCCCUCCUUCGCAGGGAAAAAAAAUAUCCUGCGUAUUAUCAGUUUCGAGUUAAACAGAAUUCGUAGACGAUUUGAGUAACAAAAUUAAGUGAUGAAUAUAACUAAAGGGUAAAACACUGAUGUCGUUGCUGGUGGGUUGGUGGUUCGUCAUUUUCCAUCACAACAGUUCGCUUUAGAUUGAUCCAUUCCUUUUCGAUCAACUUGUAAUCGUCUGCUUUAUUUUUUUUUAUUCGACUUUUUAUUACGUUAUGAUUACUCUUUUGUGAUGUGGUUGAGUUGCCCUUUUAUUGUUUUAGAAAAUCUACCAUAAGUUUGUGUAAAAUUUAGAUAAUUAUGUUGUUUUUGUUGAUCUCGAAAUGAACUUCUUAUAACCCGCUCUUUUCUAAUAGGUAACCCUAGAUACUAGAUAGCAUUAAAGUAUGAAACAUAACUUAUGAAGGGUGUUAAUGAAUAAUUUAAUUCCCAUCUCCUUUACUAUAUUUUAAACUGUUUUUUUUUUUUUUGUAAAAACAUAUACGUGCUGAAAAGAUCUGUUCUCCCAUGCAAUGCUUUGAAAUUCGAAUACAUGUCCGAGUGAGGGACAGUGAUACCUUGGACAUAUGGGUCUUGGUCGGUCAAUCGACAGUUGACCAGAAUUCACCAAUAUUAAAUGAAAGAAAAUAAAAAGAAAAUUCAUAAGAAUAAUAAUAAUAAUAUAAAACUUGAGUGUAAUUAGAAAAUUCGGCUGGUCAAACACCCAAGCCGCACAUGAAUGUUCAGAGAUAUAAUAUUAGUCAAUUUGGGAUGUUGGUUUCCUUUUGAUUUAUUUGUUUUCCCUUUUUAGCCUGAAAUUUGUGAGUAUUUAUAUCGAAAAUGAAUAAGAAAAUGAGUAUGAAUGUCUAACAAAAAGCAUAUUUUAUCCAAUUAAAUUGAAAUAAUUUAAAAUUUGAAUAAGCAAAACUAAAUUUAGUUGUAAUUAAAAAGUGAACACAUACCCUUACUAGGGUUUACGUACCUAACCUACCCUUUUGCGCCUCGUUGAAGAAAACCCAUACCGUAGCUGGAUCUCUUAUGAGAUAAUCCAGCAGCUGUUAAUCAUUAAUUAACACAGCACUUAUAGUAAUAACAGACGAUAAACCGUCUAGAAGCGCGGUUAUAACUUUAGUUACAGCUCUUUAAUUAUUGUUAAUAAAUAUUAUUAUUAUCUGUCACUAUCCUUCAUGGGAAGUCUAAAGCUCAUCCCUUGUGAAUGAAGGAAAAGGAAAGUAGUUUCAUAUGAGAGAGACAAAAAGAGUUCGAUCAUCGUUUUGUUCUAUGCCAAAAAUCUUUGGUUUGGUUGCUCUCUCAGUUUUUGCAGUACAUCUUCUACGUUAGCACCGAAGCUGGAUAUUUCAUAGUACUUCACCUUAAUCAUGUCUACAGAAAUUAAUUAGUGAAUAGUGAUCUCCCCGAUUUUCGAUUUUAUUUCCGUAAGGGAAUCUUCAUUGAAGUUAAGGUAAAUCCGAAAAGUUGAGAUGGUAUGGGUUCGAUCGUAACAAAAAAUGAGGUAAGUUACGCGAACAAGGAUUGAUCUAAUUGUAAUACCGCCAAUCUUGAACAUGAAGAACCCAAAUAUGAAUCCCUUUGUCAACACCUAAAUACAAAAAAUAACAAAUGUUACCCUUAUAGUAAAAUAAAAUAAAAAGAAAUAUUUGUAUAAGAUAUACCAUUGUACUUUUAGCUCUUAAAGGUUAUUAUGAAGUACAAACGUACAAAGAAAAUGACAAUUAAUGAAAAUAACCUUUACCUAUCAUAUGACCAUUCAGCUAGAUAGCUACUAGCUGUUUAUUUAUAGGGAUGACAAAAAAAAAAAAAUUCAUGUUUUAGUAUUGUCUAAUCCCAAUUUAUCAUGUGUUAAGUAAGAUUUGGGUAAUUUCACUUUUGGGUAUCUUCAUGUCCAGGUUUUUGGUUUUGAUCUAAUUAGAUCUAUAGUAUUGGGUAUAAAGAGGAAAUAAAUAUUUGAUUCUAAUGCAAUUUAUGCAUUUUUGUUUAUGUAACAAAUAAAAAGGUAGAAACAUCAACAUUAAAUGUGUAAUUGGGUUAAAUUUUUUUUGAAUCCAAUCUAGCUAAUACAAUAUAAGUCGUAACAAUUGAGUCAAAUUAUACUACGAGCCAAUGCAUUUGUCAUUCGUAUGUAUUUAUACUUUUAUAGGGACACAUUGUUGGAUAAUUAAUCAUUCAUAUACAUAGUCAUUAAUUCCUAGGUCAAGUCCCAUCCCCCCCUUUUCCCCCUUGCUUACUAGUUAAUUGAUAUAAAACAAGUGCAAACCAAGUUUUGAUUUGAACCCUUUUGAGAUUAAUUAGGCCUACUAUAUUCGUCAUUUAUCACGUUUGUUUUGUUAUGUGAUUCGUCGAUAAUAAAGUCAUAAUAAUGAUUAGAAUUACAUGGUGAUUAAUGAGUGAGACCCACUACCCAAAAUGCAAAUGAGACUUCGGUGAUGGCCACUGCAUAAGUUGAUUUUGUGGAAGUAUGUGUGCCAAUGGGUUUGGCCGAAAGUUUUUUUUUAAUUGAAGGUGAAUUUGGCAAGUAAAGUGGCCAUCUGGGCACCUUUUUCUCAUUCAGAAUGAUUAAAUUGACAGCUUCAUUCCCUGGGUCCAACGUUGGUUUUGUGCUAUACACAUAAUAGCUUUGCUAUAUGGGUGAUGAGGUUAGGAGAACUGAAUCUCGUAAUCUUUGUGGUGAAGGUUAUGCGGUACAAAUAAUAGUUAGUGUCGAGAUUGGAGAUGUCAAUUAGUACGAUACUGUUUGAUUUGAGUGAAAAUCUGCACAAAUUUGUACAAAUUUAUUGUUGAGUUGCUUCCCAAAGAUGCCUCGUUUACCAAACACGGAUCUCCUUUGAUCUGUUAGACAAAUGUGAAUCUUUCUUGAUCCACCAAACAAACACGGAUCCCGAGGUCAUCGGAUGAGGGUCCACGAAGCUGAAGUUCACCUCCUUGGAUCGGAAUCAAACUUUGAUAUCACUUGUUGAAAUUGUGUAGGCUCAUUAGUACGAUAUUGUUCGCUUUGAACCAAACCCGCACGAAUUUACUUCUAGAUUCCUUUCCAAAAUCUCAAGAAGCCUAGUACUAAUUAGGCCAGGUGAGCACUGAGAGUGUGUCUUUGUACAGUUAGAUUUUUAGUUUUCCUGAUUGGUAAAGGCGGAGAAGAUAAGAGAAAGAAAGGGGAUCAAAGCACACAUAUAAAGUCAUCCUUGAAAUGCAAUCUUCAAAGUGCAGGUUAAAGUUAAUUAUAGGUUUCUGAUUUCGCGACCUUACUGCAAUGCCGUAAUAUCAAUAGUGCUUGUUGUCAUUCCUAUGGACUUUUUGCUAGAUUCAGAAUAUUAUGUGUUUAACAAAAGGUAUGUAGGUUAUUGAGAUUUAAACAUAAGAUUUUAAUACUAUAUCAAGAACUAACUGAUCCUAAUAAUUUGAAUUAUUAAAAGAGAUUCAUCUACGAAUCAUAUACCAAUUACCAACCAACAUAGUAUUAAAAUUUCUCUACUCCUAGGCGUAAUGAGAAAAUUAGAACAAGAGAAAAAUAUCUAGAAAUGAACUCUCACAUAUUUGUUAGAUAUUUUUUUUUAUGUGCUCCAAACUUGCUAGAUAUUUGCAUUUUCGGAAUCAUCUCAAAAGUUUGACCGGAAAACACACACCUAACUAGUAUUUCUUAGGUUAUAGUGAUUAGUGAUUACCAUAUACUCCAAAUCUCGAUUACUUAAUUGGGUUUCCACUGGAAUUAAUGGAAAUUAAUUUAUAUUAUCCACAGUGUAUAUUAUAAUUAUGAGCUAUGUACUAGCUAGAAACUAAACGCGGUAUCACAACAAAUGAGGAAUCACUAGCUAGCAUGGAUCAUGGUUGUUACUUCUCUUGGUUACUUCUUCACACCAUUUAUAUAGCAUCUUAUUAUGGCCAUCUAAUUUGUCCCAAUCAACAAUGGGGGAAAAUAUAUAGGGAAUUAGCAAACCGCAAAAACACUCCCAAAGCCCCCAAAGGUCACAUGAUUUAAUUGGUAUUAGUUCUCUAAGUAUCUAUGAAUUUUGACAAUUUAUUUGUAUUUUAGAUGUAAUUUUCACAAUGGGCAUAUUAUUAGCAUGAUUUUCUCUACCACCCUUUGGAUUUUCAGAAAAUAUGCAUGGUCAUUUCAUGCAUUACAAUAAUACAUAUGUUUUUUUAUGGUUAAAUCAAAUUUUACUAAGCACAAACAAUCUAAAUCUAAAAAGUGACAAAGUACUAUCUACUCUUUACAACUUAGAAGAAAGAAAGACGGUUGUUUCCCUGCAAUCAUCCUCCGCCUAGUCAGACUAUCUCUUAAAACCAAAUCACCUGAAGCGCUAUACCCCACGUACUGUCUGCACAAUGACAAUAUACUUAAUUUUUGUAUAAAAUUGAACAAGACAAACGAUGAGUGGGUCGAAAAUCACGUAUUCAUAGAAUCACAAGUCACAACAAACGGCUUAUGAUCCCAAACAAUCCUACAUAUCAAUGUACUUAAAGGUUUCAGAUAAUAGUUAAAGAUAGUUUUAAAUUUGGCAAGAUGACAAAAAUAAAAAAGAUUGUGUGAUACAAAUACCGAGUAUGCUCAAUCAAAGUGUUGUAGAUUUAUCAUAUAUUUAUGAAAUAUUUUAAAAAAUAUCUUCACAAACAUUAUAAUUAAGGAGAGGAGUCGAUAUUUAUUCGAGUGUGAGAACCCCCCAAAUAAAGAUACACUAAGUUUUCAUCGAUGCCACGUAAUUCCAGUUACCUCUCCCUCCAAUAUUCCCAUAUCCCUCUAUAUAUACCUUACGCUUGCUUUAUUCACAAACUUAGCCAUUUACAUUGCUAUACUCACUACCAAAAAAGAUAAUCUAUAAACCCACUUGUCUUCCCUUUUUUCCCCCCUUUCCUCUCAGGCUGGGAGCAUGGAGAUAGACCCUCCUUUCCGCGAGGCCUACAAGGACCUCCUCAUCGACAAAAAGAAGCAGAUGAAACAGAUGAAAAAUUCAUCUGCUCCUCCUCUUUCUGACACGGCAGUCGUGUCAAACAUCAUCGAGGAAUGCGAGCUCCCUCUCAUCGACCUCCAGCCACUGGUGACCGGAGGUCCACUGGAGAGGGAGCAGUGCAAGAACCAGAUGGCGAGAGCCUCCAGAGAAUGGGGGUUCUUCCAGGUGGUGAACCACGGCGUCUCGCGGGAGAUUCUGGACAGGAUGAGGAAGGAGCAGAUGAAGGUGUUCAAGCAGCCGUUCGAGAGGAAGAAGGAGGAGGACAAGUUCUCGGCGGGGACUUACCGGUGGGGCACGCCGACGGCGACAUGUCUCAGGCAGCUGGCUUGGUCGGAGGCUUUCCAUAUUCCAAUGACCGACAUCUCGACUUCGUUCGACGACGUGGGUGGCGGUUCAUUCAAUAGCCUCAGCUCGGCGAUUGAGCAAUUUGCCACGACGGUGGCCGACUUGGCCCAGAAGCUAGCCGAAACCUUGGCCGAGAACUUGGGCAGGAAAUCGAGCUUCUUCGAAGAGAACUGCGUGCCAAGCUCCUGUUACCUUCGGAUGAACAGGUACCCGCCUUGUCCUUUCCCGGCGGAAGUUUUCGGGCUGGUGCCGCACACCGACAGCGACUUCCUCACGAUAUUGCACCAAGACCAAGUCGGCGGCCUCCAGCUGGUCAAAGACGGUAGGUGGUUCGCCGUCAAGCCCAAUCCUCAAGCACUCAUCAUCAACAUCGGCGACCUGUUCCAGGCAUGGAGCAAUGGCGCGUACAAGAGCGUGGAGCAUCGCGUGGUGACGAACCCGAACGUCGAGAGAUUCUCCACGGCGUACUUCUUCUGUCCGUCGUACGAUACCGAAAUCGAGAGCGGGUGUGAGCCGUCGAUCUACAGGAGGUUCAGCUUCAAAGAGUAUAGACAACAGGUCCAGGAAGAUGUUCAGAAAUUAGGAUAUAAAGUAGGGCUUCCGAGAUUCGCUGUAAACGCUAUUUAAUGAUUAAGGAAAUUAAGUAGAUAUCAUAUUUAUUCAAUUUAGGGAUUGCCCAUUUGUUUUGAUAAUAUAUAGCUAGCUAGGGAGAUUGAGCGUGAGAGGAGGGGAAAAAAUAAACAAAAAAAAAAAGAAGAAAAUGUUGUUUAUUUAUAUUCUUAUAUUGUUUGGAGAAAGUAUAUAUAAGAUUGGGACCUCAGUCGAUGAUCAAUAUAUAGCAGUGAUUAAUUGAUUUCUGUCAGUUUUAUUUUGGUUAUUUAUCUAGUCUACUUGGUAAUCAUACAUGAGUUAAUGUAUUAACGCGGUAAUAGUCAUUGGAUCAUCCAUUAUGCAUUUCGAGAUUGCGAAGAAUCACGUUAUUGCAAACUAAUCUCAAUUUAAUCAGUUGGAUCGUAGCCUAAUUGGUAUACAGCUAUGCCCAAAAGACGACCGAGCUGCUUUCCUAAUAUUUAAGUUGAUUACCACGUGAAUUCCAUUUUAAGAGAACAAAAUAGUUGCUAGUUAUAAUAAUUGUAGAGAUAGUUCAUAAAAAUGGUUAAUACACUAAUUUUAUCCGA